This is a messenger RNA of Boleophthalmus pectinirostris (great blue-spotted mudskipper), 3840 nucleotides long. RefSeq lists its product as uncharacterized. The record is from RefSeq and is a predicted model, not a curated record. Gene Ontology annotation, biological process: protein deubiquitination. NCBI's taxonomy places the organism in Eukaryota, Metazoa, Chordata, Actinopteri, Gobiiformes, Gobiidae. Gene Ontology annotation, molecular function: cysteine-type deubiquitinase activity.
AUGGCUAAGCCAAUAGCUCUGGCUAAACGGUCGUUCUGCGCGCAGCCCGCGCACCUGAGUGCCCGCGCCCUUACGUGCCCGCGCAGCCCGCGCCUUUGCGUGCCCGCGCAGCCCGCGUGCCCAUGCAUGCCUCGGCCAAAGGGAUUCAAGCGCUCUUUGGCUGCUCAGCAGCGACGACAGGAGCAGCUCUUGGCCGCUGCCCGCCGUCGCUCCCCCAGCCCUGAACCUACUGUUUGCUAUGGCACUGGUUCUCGGCAUUCUGUGCGUAAGCAGAACUGGGAGGUUUCGCAAGUCACUGGAAAACCUUACAAGCAGAAAUUUCCAGACGAGUGUCCUGACAAGAAGUUUGUUCUGAUUGCCGGGCACUCGCAUUUACGUGCACUUGUUGAUGGGAUCGUGCCGAUGCCAGAGGGAUGUCUGUCCUUUGGCUUCAGCUCGACUCCUGGGGGUUCUGCCUGGGACAUCCAGAGGCAGUUGGCUGUGGCCAAGAUUCCCAGAGAGCCUGCUCUGGUCUGUCUACUCUCCCCUUGUAACAAUUUGCACGCCAGCACUACGAUUGAUGAGGCUGCAGCUGAGUUCGGCCGACUCCUGGCCUAUGUCUGCGGCCGCUGGCAGAGGGUCAUUGUCAUGGAUUUUCCAAAUCGUCUUGCGGAUGAUUUGUAUCUCCAGACUCUCUUGAGACAGGAGUUUCACCGCGUCUCGGCUCGCAUGGGAAUCCGCUUUUUCCCUGUGGCUGAGCAUUUCCCGAUGGAUCGCCUGGAGCUGUGGAGCAGAGACGGCGUCCAUCUGAGCGACAACCAUGGGAUGGGGAUCUUGGCUCAGCUCCUGUGGCAGGCUUGCUACACGGAGCUAGAGAGGCAGACACCUGCCCCCACCGCCCCCGGUGUCUCCUCCCCCAUCCCGCGUCGCCACCAGAAGGUACUGAAGAACCAGAGCUCUCCUGUGGGACUCCAGGCAGGACUGGUUGAUGUGGUUUGUCCACAUACUUCUCCUCUGUGCUGUUCUGUGCUGUUCAGCCCCGCCAUGUUGGUUGAGAUGGACAAGAUCUCUCCAUCCAACCUUGAUUCUUUUCCUAAGGAAAAGAAGACGUCUGAGGCAAGACGUCCCAAAGCUGUUGCCCGUAAACGCCGGCCGCAGGCAGUGGUCAAGGCAACGGCUGGGGAGGUGAGCACUGCCUGCUCACCUUCCAGCUCAACACCCGGGGAGGUGGAGCACAAGCCUGUUGUGGAGGUGAGGCGCCGCCCCUCUCCUUCACGCUCCUCUCCUGGUCCGGAGGUGAGACCCUGCUCACCUGCCAGUUCCCCACCUGCAUUGGAGGAGGACCAGGCGGCUGUGGAGGUGAGAAGCCCUUCCUGUCCUCGCCACUCCUGUGCAGACGUGGUGAAAGUUACUACACCCGUCAUCUCCACAUCCAGGAUGGCACGGAAACGCUCUACACGUGCCAGCUCCACAUCCGGGAUGGAGGAGAAUGUCUCGCGAGAGACAAUAAAACCACCUUCCUCAAAGCGUCGAUGCUCCCAGCGACAGCCUAAGGGAGCAUCUACAUUGAAGGUGAGACCUGUGUCAACUCCUGUUUCCCUGUCUGAGAUGGAACUGGAUGAGUGUGUAGAGGUCGAAGUGACUCCAGGAACGUCACUUAGCAGUUCCAAAGACCAGAUGGGGAUGUUGACAGACCAGACCUGCCCUUCUCCUGCCACCUGUCUGCCGCCUUCUUCUCCACUCUCUCCACUCAGCCCUCCUCAUCUGACCAGCCCUCCCUGUUCUUCUGUGACCAGUCAGCCUUCUCCGCUCAGCCUUCCAUCAGCUGUCCAAGAGGAGAGUGCUUCAGACAAAGGAGAGAAAGAUAAGUCUUGUUGUGCACAAUCUGAUGUAGUACCUGUUAGUGUUAGGGAAAGUCUUCCUUCUGCAAUUAGGGGUAGUUUUCAUCAGGGCGAUAGUCGGUUCUUGUAUGGUGGUGUACAGUGCAUGGCAAUUUCUCUGGUGGCUUUAGCUAAGCAUACGGAGUUGAAUGUGUUUUCGUGGGAUCAGAGGCAGUUAGACAGGGUUUUGAUUCUUGGGGAUGCACUGUACACAGAGCGUCGGAAUAAGGGCUCGAUUAGUGGGGAUAGGUAUUUACUUGUUACAGAGUUACCAACCGAGUCUGUUAUAGAUGGGCAGCAGUUUAGAUUUUCUUUCAGUGAGCCACGUAAUGGAGCUGCAAAUGUGGUAGAGCACGAGUUUAUUGAGGAAGGCGCGUGGGUGACGUUAGAUGGUGGUUUAGAACAGUUGUUGGCACAGUACGACACAUGUCUUAUGACACUCUGUGGUAGUACUUGUGCAGUUAUUAAAAGCAAUGGUCGGUAUGCCGUGGUAGAUUCUCACUCGCGUAGUGCUGAAGGGUUGGUAGAUGCUGAUGGCAAAAGUGUGGUUGUGUAUUUUAAUAGCAUAGAUGAGCUGUAUAGUUAUUUUUGUGCGUUGGCUGCAUGUUAUGGCGCUUGUGAUGAGGAUAGUGAUGAUGUGUCUUUUAAAGAGUUUGAGAUUACUGGUGUUAAUGUUGUUGUAGCAGAGGAUACUCUGAGGGGCUUAAAGCGCCAAAAGGCCACAGAUGUUUCUUCUUCUGUGCCCCUAAACACGCUUAAAAAGACAAAGCAGGACACUGACAUAAACUUGGAUGUGCUGUGCACUAGUGUUCAAGAGAAUGCCUUGUCCUUCAAUCCACUUACUGAAAGUGAUUGUAAGCACUUGUGCAAACACAUUAAGGCCGAGUUUCAGAAGGUUGGUGUAGCAGAUCCUAAAACUGUAGGUCCAUUAGGCGCACCGUGUCACAAAGACAAAAUUGUUGCGGACGGUAAUUGUUUCUUUCGUGCGAUUUCGCAGGCCAUUAGUGGCACACAAAAAAAUCAUAGGAAAAUUAGACUUGCGAUUGUGAAACACCUUUUAAAUAAUCCUUUAAAAUAUAACACACUAUUGCGCGAUGGUUAUUUGUCUGUAGAAGACUAUAUCAGCGCGUCGAACAUGCGUAAAGUUGGAAGUUGGGCCACUGAAGUAGAAAUUCACGCCGCCGCGGAUUAUUUAGGCAUCAAUGUAUUUACAUUUUAUAAUGGACAUUGGCUUAAAUAUGGUUGUACUACCAAGCCUUUGUCAUCCAGUGGCAUCUAUCUAGAAAAUAUUAACAGUCAUUACGAAAAUGUAACUUGCGUCCAUCUGAGCGACAACCAUGGGAUGGGGAUCUUGGCUCAGCUCCUGUGGCAGGCUUGCUACACGGAGCUAGAGAGGCAGACACCUGCCCCACCGCCCGGUGUCUCCUCCCCAUCCCGCGUCGCCACCAGAAGGGUUAAGCCAAAAGUGGUCGUGACCGGAUCUUUGCCCGUACCACGCCCACGCCCUACUGAUGACGAAGGAUACACCAAGGUUGAACCAGGCAGAAAGGUGGUUUGUCCACAUACUUCUCCUCUGUGCUGUUCUGUGCUGUUCAGCCCCGCCAUGUUGGUUGAGAUGGACAAGAUCUCUCCAUCCAACCUUGAUUCUUUUCCUAAGGAAAAGAAGACGUCUGAGGCAAGACGUCCCAAAGCUGUUGCCCGUAAACGCCGGCCGCAGGCAGUGGUCAAGGCAACGGCUGGGGAGCCUGUUGUGGAGGUGAGGCGCCGCCCCUCUCCUUCACGCUCCUCUCCUGGUCCGGAGGUGAGACCCUGCUCACCUGCCAGUUGCCCACCUGCAUUGGAGGAGGACCAGGCGGCUGUGGAGGAUGGCACGGAAACGCUCUACACGUGCCAGCUCCACAUCCGGGAUGGAGGAGAAUGUCUCGCGAGAGACAAUAAAACCACCUUCCUCAAAGCGUCGAUGCUCCCAGCGGCAGCCUAA